Amphiprion ocellaris (clown anemonefish) is the source of this 3960-nucleotide messenger RNA. RefSeq names its product homeobox and leucine zipper encoding a (gene homeza). Gene Ontology annotation, molecular function: DNA-binding transcription factor activity, RNA polymerase II-specific; DNA binding. The transcript is spliced from 3 exons. Gene Ontology annotation, biological process: regulation of transcription by RNA polymerase II. Bases 584 to 2551 code for a protein of 655 amino acids. NCBI's taxonomy places the organism in Eukaryota, Metazoa, Chordata, Actinopteri, Pomacentridae. Gene Ontology annotation, cellular component: nucleus. The record is from RefSeq and is a predicted model, not a curated record.
GAGUCCGUUGGGCCUUGUGGGCUUCCUGGUCCUCAGCUCCGCCUCGCCUCGAUCUGGCCGGACAGGGGAAACACUUCUCAGUUAAAGAACAAAAGCAACAACGGGCGGACCGAAGGACGGGACGAGUAAACGGCGACUUGGAUUCAGACCCGAAUCCCACGGAUUGGAGAUUUUUAUUGCGUCCUCUUCGUCGGGAAUUUAUCCGACGACUGAACUCCUUCGACAGGCGACAAACUUGGUCGCCUCGCAUCUUUGUGGCUCGACCGUAAUCCGUCGAGGCGCUUGAUAAAUAAGACAAGGGUCAAACAAACACACGGACGGUUAUUGUUUCACGGCUCUACCUCUAAACUUAGGCCAUAAAAGAAGCGGAGUGGCGGAGGGGAAACUCCGCGGUGCUUUUGGUUUUCGUUUCGCUUGGACGGACCUCGGGGAUAAAGGGUUGUUUUGGCGUUUUCGGUUUCUCUUGUGGUAGCUGCUUUUUGUGACGACGCCUACCUUCCACAACUGAGAACUUGGAAGUGGAACAAAGCCUGACGGGGGAAGAAGGGGUGAGAAAGUGACGCAGCCUAUUUCGAUAGCCCAGAUGGCAACCUACACUGAACAUAACAGCAGAAAUGGACUAUUUGUGAGCAUGAAGGAGCGUUUUGAAGGAAAAGUGAAAGAGACAGAAUGUGAAGGAAAACUCAACGGCAAACGCUCCUCUAAGGUCUUGCGCCACCCUGCCACCUCAGCUGAAAGCAACACCAGUGGCGUGGCGAGUUUCACCACCAACCACAAUUCUGUGGUGUGCCUCCCUCUGGUGUCAGAGGGACUUAAACUGGUAUGGACACAGUCUGACCAGACCCGUGAACUUGACUCAAUCCCACAGCUCGUCCAAGCCUUUAACUUAUUUCCGUACCCGUCAUCCCGGGAGGUCAACACUCUGGCCCGGGCAUGUGCCUUGCCACUGGACAAAGUUAAGGUGUGGUUUAUGGUGCAGAGGAUUAAAUAUGGUAUUAGCUGGUCAUCAGAGGAGAUCGAGGAGACACGACGGAAGCUGGCAGUGCCUGAGCUUCAUGAUGACUCCACUGAAACAACUGAGGAAGCCAAAAUAAUGACCAAGAGCAGCAGUUUUGAGGAACUGGUUAUUGACGAGAAGGAGAGUGAAGAAGAAGAGAUUGCUCUCUCCACCUUCGUGCCCCAGAAGAAGAUCCCAAAGUGUGAGUCACCGGAUUCAUAUAAACCAGCCAAAUCCACUGCGCCCUGUUUCAGUUCCACCCUCCCACCUCCUCAGGAUUCAUACUUCUACCGCCCACCAGCAGACACACCAGCAACCACGGCAACUGAUGUCUCCCUUGAUCUUUCAGAGUCGGCUACACGACCGCACCGUCACGGACGUUACAAAAAGACUAAAGCUCAGCUUGCUGCCCUUCGCAAAAGCUUCCUCAGAGAGAACUGGCCUGCAGAGGUGGAGCUCAGACGUUUGCAGGAAGAAACCGGGCUGACCCGAAACGACAUCCGUAAAUGGUUCAGUGACAGUCGUUACCAGCUAAGAGUUGGCCGAGGAAGCCUGGCAGCAGCCCAGAACUAUUCUCAUCACACUGCUGUUAGUGGCAAGCAGGAUCAACAACCAGAACCUCUUCCACUUGUUUCUCAAAAGUCUCGUCAGCUAAAUGGGGCGAAGGGCCCCGAAGGAGUCCGCAGCAAUGGUAUUAGAAACUCACAUUUCUUCCAGACCUUCUUGACAAACAGCCUGGAAGCAUUUGGAGAAAGGGUCCUUGAUGCACAAGCAUAUGAUGUUAUUGAGGAUCUUUCUGGUGACGGGGACAGCUUGAAGGAUGAAGAACAAAGUGAAGAACAACCUUUAGAAUUGACCAAGACCUGCCACGUUGAGCCAGAUAUUCCAGAGGAACCGAAUGUAUUAAAAUCCUCUCCUGAUUCCUCCCCCUCUGGCAGUCCACCACCGACUGCCUCACCUAAUAAACCGCUUUCAAACAGAGGCAGCACAUCAAAGAAGUCAGUUCACUCAGCCAAAACCAGUCCCUCACGCUUCUCAGGGGCUUCCACGUCACCUGCCCUCACUCCUGCUGGGCGACCAAGAAAGACCAAGGAGCAGCUGGAUGUGUUAAAGCAGCACUUCUUGCGCUGCCAGUGGCCCAAAAGCGAAGAUUACACUGAACUUGUUAAGCUCACAGGUUUACCUCGGGCAGAUGUAAUCCAAUGGUUUGGAGACACGCGGUAUGCUGUCAAAAACGGCCAGCUGCGCUGGGUGAAGGGGGUCCGUGACCAGUUCUUGGCAGAACUUGCCGCUCAGCAAAGUGGCAGUGGUUUACCAAAUGGAAGUGGCACAGUCCCUCGGGUUGGGGGUCGCAAACGAAAAUCUCAAGCAAACGGAAGUGCCGAUUGCCCUGACAUCCAGCCAUUAAUAUCAUAUUAUCAUUCAACAGGUUCACUACAUGAAAAAGACCUUGACUCUCUAUGCAAGAAAUCCAGAAUGAGCUACCAGCAGGUGCGGGAUUGGUUUGCAGCUCAGGAUGUUGGGGAGACUGACGAAGAACCUAUUGUUACUUAAGGACAUUUUUAAAAGUUGGUGGGGUCUCCUCAUGUCUUUGGUUUAUAUUGCUUUAAUUGAGGCAGGUUUGUAACUUUCAGUCUUCCCAAUACAAGCCCAAAGUGAGGUUUGUGUUUUUUUAUAUAUGCUGCAUUCCCUGCUUAUCCCAAUAUAUUUGGACUUGAAUUAUAACUGUGCUGCCUGUGUUGCUGUAAAUAGGACAGUAACCUGUACACUGGUCUGCUAUAUUUUUUUGAGCUCAUUAUUUUUGUUUAGAUAUCACUACUACAGAUUUUUCAGUAUGCUAUUGUAGCAGUAUAAUUUAAACUGGUUGUACUUUUGGUACCUGGCUAUAGCAGAUACUUCACUGCUCCGUAAAAAAUCUCUACAUUGAUGAAUUUGUUGAGUGAUCGCUGCGUGUAAUCAUUCCUUCAACAGCCAAUAAUACCUUGUCAUGAAAAGCACACUGGACAUGCACACUUUGAACUGACAUCUUGCACUUUGGUUUUAGAGCCUGCUGCCAUUACGUUAAUUACAUCCAGUAACUUCACAAAAAAUCCAUUCAUUUCACGAAACAUGGAUUCUUAGCUAUACAUGGGUCAUUCUUGCUAACUUAAGCCUAUUGUUACGAUCAUGCUCUUUCAAAAACAUGUUACAGAAAAUAUCGUUACAUCUCAUGUCUACAGUGUAUUUCAGAAAUGCAUUCCCCGAUUCCCUUUUAGAUGCUCUGCUGUAAUACUUGACUUACUAUUUGAAUACUUUGCUUGUUGUUUGCAUAUUACAUAUUUGCAUAAAGGCUGACAGUGCUAAGAAGCAGUAACCACAUCAAAAUCAUACAGAUGUCAGAAUUGCCUACAUGCUCAUCGAUUAAGUCAGUAUUUUUAUAUUUCUUUUGUCUUAAUAGGUAUAGGGUGUGACCUCAUGGUUUUUAAUGUAGACAACUAGUUAAGAUAACUGAUGGGGGCCCACGUACUGUAUACGUAGCAAAGGAUUCAAAUCCAAAGAAAAUUACUACUUUGUCAACUUACAUAUGAUUUAUAGCACAAACAUUAUACUUUUUUGUUAUCAGUUCAUGUAUUUAUUAGUUACUUCCUACAUAGCUGUGUUUGCAAGAAGAGAACCUCCACACUCUAAAGUACUUUUUAGCUGACAUACAAAGGGUGAAGUGGGAUUAGAGUUUAUUUCCUUAGAAAUGUCUGGACAAAGGUUAGAUGACCAGAAACUUGUCCAAGCAGUGUGCAUCACUUUGUUUCGUCAUCCUGUUAGUCAUGAAAAGCUAAUGCGAAAUGUGUCAUGCUGUGGGGAAAUGUCCAUAACACGUAGUGUCUUCCUUUGCCGAUAUUUUUAAUGUGUUUUUUUUCCUGUCUGAAAAAAAAUUCUCAUUUGCACAAUUGUGUCACUGGAAACCAGUAAAAGAUUUGCCUUUAUAA